GAUGGCGGCAGGAUUGAAAAGUUGAUGUUGUUUCAUUCAGCGCCCUCUUUCAAGUUCAUUAUCUCGGGAUUUUGUGGGUGUUUUGAGCAACCCGAGAGGCGGGGUUGGGAGCCAAACGGGAGUUAUUUCGGGAAAGGAAGCCAGGAACGCGUCAGGAAAUGGCUACCGCUUGUUAAACUGUGUUGUUCGCGAUCAGAGUCUCUCUUUGCACGGGGAGAGAUCCCCUGAUGCUGGGUGCAUUGUGUUGUUGUGGCAGCAGUGAUGUAAUUGGGGUCUCUAGGAACUGUUUCUAAUGGGAUGAUAAUGAAGAGGAGAUACAGAUAGAAAUGGAGGAUGAUGUGAAGAAAGCAAAAAAGCCUGGUAUUGUCUCACCGUUCAAGCGUGUCUUCCUGAAGGGUGAGAAGGGGAGGGACAAGAAGGCACAGGAGAAAGUGACGGAGAGGAGACCCCUGCACACAGUCCCCCUGUCCCUCCCAGAUCACCGGGUCGACGCUGACAUACUGCUCAACGACUAUAUUGAGAAGGAGGUCAAGUAUUUAGGGCAGCUCACCUCAGUGCCAGGGUACCUGAAUCCAUCCAGUCGAACUGAAGUACUGCACUUGAUCGACAAUGCAAGGAAAGCACAUCAGCUUCCUGGGCAGCUGACUGCGGAGCAUGAUGCAGUGGUCAGCCUGUCUGCCUACAAUGUGAAACUGGUGUGGAGAGAUGGUGAGGAUAUCAUACUCAGGGUUCCCAUCCAUGACAUUGCUGCCGUGUCCUAUAUCAGAGAUGACUCCCUGCAUCUUGUAGUGCUCAAAACAGCUCAGGAGCCUGGAAGCUCUCCUUGUCCCAGCACAUGUCCUGAGAUUUCCAAAUCUCAGGCUUUGGGGUCCCUGUCAGAGAGUGGUGCUGUGCUGGUCGAGGUGUGCUGUCUGGUGCUGUUGGCUGCAGAGAACAAGACAGCAGCCGAGGAACUCUGUUUACUACUCAGCCAGGUCUUCCAGAUUGUUUACACAGAAUCUACUAUAGACUUUUUAGAUAGAGCAAUAUUCGAUGGGGCCACAACGCCUACAAGACACAUGUCUGUGUACAGUGAUGAUUCUUCUAGCAAAAUUGAUGUCAAGGAAGCCUAUGAAACAGAAGCAAGUACAUUUUCAUUUCAGGGAUCUCUGGACACUGGUGGGAACUCUCCUUCCUCCUCAUCUACACAGGCCUUCCCUCAGGCUAAAACUGUCAGCGAGAGCGAGCUGAGCACCACCGCUGCCGAGCUGCUCCAGGACUACAUAAAGACGUUAAAAACGAAGCUCUCCUCCCAGGAGAUCCAGCAAUUUGCAAUGCUUCUCCACGAGUACAGAAAUGGAUCCUCCAUCCAUGAGUUCUGCAUCAACCUACGACAGCUCUAUGGAGACAGCAGGAAGUUCCUCCUGUUGGGGCUCAGGCCAUUUAUUCCUGAAAAGGACAGCCAGCAUUUUGAGAACUUCCUGGAGACGAUUGGGGUGAAGGAUGGGAGGGGCAUCAUCACUGACAGUUUCGGAAGGUACCGUCGGACAACCAAUGCCACCUCCAACUCCACCACCAAUGGCAAUGAUGCGGCUGGGAGCUCCUAUGACCAGUCGGUGCCCUCUGAAGGCGAUGAGUGGGAUCGCAUGAUCUCUGACAUCAGUAAUGACAUUGAAGCGCUGGGCUGCAGUAUGGACCAGGACUCCUCCUGAGGGUUAGGGUGGGGCAGGGGGAACAGACUAUGGACUCCUGCUAUUGUAUUUGUACCAUUAUUUUGCACUGCCGUGCCCUUUCUGUAGCUCCAAGUCUCAAACACCAAGUUCCUUGUAGGAAUGCAAUAUAGAUUGACCUCUAUAUAGAGGGCUUGAUUGAGAUGAGGAUUUUAUUUCCAUUAUAUAUCUAACAGUUAUUUUUAGGCUAAAGAAUGUUCGUUUCGAUUAACUUUUGUGAAUAUGGGCCAACAUUUUAAAAAUAUGAGGUAAUGCUUUUGCACUUGUUUCAGUCUUUGAUGGCUGAGGCCCACUCCCUUGGUAUCAAUCCACCAGUUUUCCUGUGACUGCCUGACUGACAGACAGAAUUGCGCUUGUAUAUAUAUGUCAGUCUGUUCACACUUUCAUAAUGACACACCACAGGUUUUGAGCAAUAUCAAGUUUAUUGCUUCCAAUUUCUUUUUUUUUUUAAUUGGAGACCAACAUUGAAAGAAGGUUUUUCAGUUUGCUGGUUACUCUGUUAAAAACCCAUAUUAUUUGCAUUAGUGAAGCACCACAUAAGUAAUUGGUUGACUUACUGAUUGCUCAUUACCAUAUUACACAUUGAAAUUAAUAAUUUACUUGUAUUUAGUGUAUGGACCCCUUCUAGUUCUUGAUUCAUGAUAUAACUCUACACUAAUCCAUAUGAAAUCAUGACCCUCAUUAUAUACAUAUUAUAUAGUCUUCUUUCCUGUAUAGCAACACCACAUGUUUUGUGCCAAAGAAUGAAGGAUAAAUAUUUGGUGCUAUUUAGGCACAAAUAUUCAAUGGAAAUUGAAAAUUAGAGAAGGAUUGCAAAGUUUUCUUCAAAAAAUCAUUAGUAGAUCUGGAAUUGAAUGGGAUUGUAAUGUCUGGUUCAGAUGGUAAACAGUCAUUUUAGAUUAAGGGUUGUUAUGAUUACUAUGAAUUAGUGUGGAAUUGAUUGCAUAGUCAUCUGUGUUCAAGAUUUAUUCAUGUUUGGCUUUCUGCAGGUGCUGUGAACUGUAAAGUGAGCAUAGCUAACUACAGUGGAAUCCAGUUCAUUGGAAGGUGAUGUGAGUCAAACAGGGUACAGGUUGUCUUGGGACAAUGUGAAUAUUCAUUGCGUCCUGAUUGGACCUUCAUCCAUGGUUUUACCCCCGGCUUUAAAACUUAAUCGGAUGCAUCUCAAUUUACAUAUUUUAAGAAUACAGUAAAUAUGUGUUAGACAUUUUAACACCUACAUUUUAAUACACACUCUGCACUUGUUUAAUUGGGGAGCAUAAAUAAUAUCAGUCUGUCAGGAAUAUUCACAAUUUAAUUUCAUCUUGCCUCUUGUGCAGAUAUCCACGUAUCUGUGAAUAUGAAUAAGUAUUCUGAAUAUUUAUGACCGUAGUGCGCCGCACCCCUUAAGUUGUCACCCUUCACCUGUUUCUACCAGGGUGAUUCGCCUGCUACCCAGAGAGCAUGAGAGUCCAAGCUCAGGCCCAGGCUGAUCUGCUGAUGGAUAGACGUUAGGACUCAUUGUAUACUUUUCAGCUGGGCUACUCUGGGCAAAUUUCUUAUAAAUUAAAAAGAGGGAAAAGGAGAAACAUGAGUACCGUAUUUCUUUGAAUAUGACACUUUUUAAACCAUUUUUUUUCUUCUCAAAAAUAUCCUGUGUCUUAAAUUUGAGUACAAUUAAGUGAGAACAAUAGUAAUGCGUGUAUUUAAAAUCAGCAACAAAUGACAUGACUACCCGACUACACAAACAGCAACGUGACUGACUGCUGGGAAAAUCCAUGACAUACAGGCAGCCAUUUUCAGCCAUUGUCAUUAGCUUCCUGAGGAAUUCAAAGAGACGUUGUUACAAUUUCAGCAAUUCUAACAAACAGUACCAGCUUGGGCAGGUCGGAAAUGCUGUUCAGACUCCCGUAUUUUUUGACAUGCCAAGCAAUACCACAGUUCACAAACUGGAAGAAGAACAGGUGUGAGUAAUCAUGACUGGAAAUGAGAAGUAGCACAUUACUAUUGCUCUAUGUGAAAGCAGACCACCUCAGGCUGCCUCCAUAUGCAUAAUUGAGGUUGUAUUUUUGUAAAUCCAUAGUUAUUUGAUUUAUUUUUUCCUCAAAUUGAGGGUGGAAAAUUUGGGUUGCAUCUUAAAUUCAAAGGAAUACGGUAUACUGCAAUGUGAAUGAAUACCUUCUAAACCGUUACUGCUUGUUGCAUUUCUUUUAAACAAAUUAAUUAGUGGCCUACCAGAGAGCCAGCCUUUUUUGUUUUUUGGUUACGUGUUCUAGGUUUUUUUAGUGUGUGUGUGUGUGGUUUUUUAAAUUUUUUUUUUAAUUCCCAUUAUUUGUAGCAAAUAAAGUUUGAAAGCUUUGUAUGAAAGACCUACAUGUACUAUGUGAUGACUGGUAGUGAAGUGGGAUGUAAUAAUGCAAAAUAUCUAAUAUGGUGAAUGAAUGCACAUUAGUACUAAUAAUCCAGCAUAUUUUGAGAGAGAGAGAGCAUUUUAAUGUUUUGCUAAAAAUAUAAGAUUAUCCAUCCAAGGGCAACACAUUUUUUUUCUUUCAUAUUUUAUUUGGAUGUGGGGCCACCAUGAGUGCUUGUAUGUGUGUGUUUAUGGUAUGGUUUGUGGUGAGUGCAACUUUUGGGGUCAUUCUCUGCAGGCAGGUAAGAACAAAGUACCAUACACUGCCCCCUUCAGAUAGCUGAGAUGAAAAUAAUCAAGCAUCACAGACUUGGAAACAUUACAUUUAUUCCUGCAAGGGUUGUGUGAUAAAAGCAGUACCGUUAACCUGUGAUCUAACCGUUGUGUGUGUUUGUGUACACGCACACCCUUUUAAAAUAUAUACACAUUACCCUGGAACAUAUUGGGUUAUUCUGUACUUUGGUGUUCAAGAAGCCUUUCUGAAUUGCAUUUAUGUCCUAAUUUCAUUUAUUUUACACAGAACCCUGUAUUCUUGUAACUAGUACACUGUAUUUGCUUUUCCUAACUUUGUAUCUUUUUUUUUGUUUUGUUUAAUCUAUUAAUUUGUAUCCUACAGCUUUAUGUGUAGAUUGUUUUGAUAUAGAUAAAUAUUACAUUUCAAUAACAAUGGAAUUUGUAUUGAAUCUGUAAACUGCGGCUGGGAUUAAACACAUACAUACACUUAGCAGGAUUCACAAAUAUUGCAAUUCUGUAAGCACUGUGAUAACUCCAGUUUGAAUUGCUCACUGAUAAAACUGCCUUGCGUGUAAUAAAACACGCCAGUAGACUUUCAUUUUUUAAAUUGAGAGUAUAUGGUGUCCACUCAAGCAAAAUGUUAAAUAUAUUUUAUUUUACCAAUCAAAACGUUGCUUUAAGGAAUGUAAGCACUGAUUUAUGCAUAUAAAUUGCUGCUUUGAAAAUAUUUUCGAAAUGGUGGUGUGUUUGAAUUUGUACUUCUGUCUUAAUGUCAUAGUGCAAUCCAUUGUCUUGUUAGGGAAUUUUCAACUGCUCAGGUGUUUUUGGGGGAUAUGUCCAUUUAGU
Polyodon spathula (Mississippi paddlefish) is the source of this 5178-nucleotide messenger RNA. RefSeq names its product cerebral cavernous malformations protein 2 homolog. NCBI's taxonomy places the organism in Eukaryota, Metazoa, Chordata, Actinopteri, Acipenseriformes, Polyodontidae. The coding region runs from base 327 to 1691 and encodes 454 amino acids. The transcript is spliced from 10 exons. The record is from RefSeq and is a predicted model, not a curated record. Gene Ontology annotation, biological process: vasculogenesis; heart development.